Molecule: messenger RNA, 2775 nt
Organism: Sipha flava (yellow sugarcane aphid)
Lineage: Eukaryota; Metazoa; Arthropoda; Insecta; Hemiptera; Aphididae
Exons: 17
Coding region: 532-2721 (729 amino acids)
Source: RefSeq, a predicted model, not a curated record
GAUAUAAUACUGUUGCUACCCAUGCAAUCAGUAUACGUGACAGCAGUACAUCACGUAUGGCGUCACUGCAUCAAGUGCCCAAUGUGCAAGUUUCACGUUUUUCCAAUUGUUUUCCGUUGUUUUCGUUUUGAGCCUUAUUAUAAACUCGAUCUCACGUGUAUUUUUUGUCCAGUUUAUUAUUGUACCAUACAUUUUUCGUGCUAAUUUUGUAUGGUAGCGUACACAAUAAUUUUAGUUAUUAAUAGUAUAUUCUUCAGUUAAACUUUUUAUAUUAUUGUUUUGUUCAUUUCUAACCGUCGAGUCUUAUGUAAUUUAAAUAAGGUGUUAACGUAUUAUAGGUAGAUUACGAAAGUGAGCUUGACGUGUGGGUUAGCCAUAUACUAUUAAUAUACAUUGAUCUUGCUUAUUCUCACAUAGUUUUUAAAACAAUUACUAUAGCUUAAGUUUUUACCACAUUGUAAUCUGUAGCGUGUAAAUUGCGCCUACAAUAUUAAGUUGAUCGAUUUUUUUGUUCAAUAUAGACUUGAUAUAAUGGGUCUUACGUCCCAACAAGUUUUGUCAUUUCUCCCUUUGGACACGUGGACUAAUGUUUUUUUAAUCCCAGGUUAUAAACCUAAUAAUAAUGGAAUUUAUUUAGUGACUACUAAUGAAAAAUAUUUAAAACGUUGCAAAGAUAUGUAUGAAAUGGCAUUAUAUAGCUAUAUGUUUGAAAAAGUUAGUUCAUAUAAAUUAAUGGAAUUAGUUGCCUUGGAAAUUGAAGGAUUAUGGUACAGAGGUAGAAUGUUGAGUUACAAUGAAUUUUUGUCUAAUAACACAGCUGUAGAAUUAAUAGAUUCAGGAUCAAUUAUUAAAAAACAAUUGUGUGAUUUAUAUAAACUUCCAGAUUAUUAUAAAUAUGAUCCUUUAUGUAUUUCUAUUAAACCUAUCAAUGAGAUUUCUUAUCCAAAGCUUGGAAAAUUAUGUGUUCAGCCUUCAUUAUUAGAAAGUGAACUGCAUAAAGGUUAUGUUUUAGUUAAUACUAAAACAAUAGACACAAUAAAUGAAUUACAUUCAGAGAUGAAUUGGGAAGACAUAAAUGUGAGAAAACUUCUUUUCUUAGCCAUUACUACAAAAGAGUUGUGUUCCAUUAAAGAAACUGAUUUUAGUAAGCCGGGUAAUUUCAAUAACUCAAUAAUUCAAAAAAUAAACAAUUCUAAUAACCUAACUAUUUAUAUGGAAAAACAAGAUCUGGAAUAUGUUACUGAAUUUUCAAAUGAAUUAAUUGAGACAUGCAAUGCAGAAAACAUUAUUCAGCUAAAAACUUUGUUGAAUAGUGUAAAUGUACAAAGAUUAAAAAAUAUAUUUACAGACCUCAUAUGUAGUAUACCCAAAUAUUUUUUUUUGAAAAACAAUGUUAAUCUUAAGAAUAAACCAGUUGUAAAUGAUGUUAUCGAGUACAAAACAAAUGAAGUCAAUAGAAUGGUAGCCAAUAUUGAUUCGUUAAGAUUAUCAGAUUGUUCAGAUUCAUGCAUUAAUGGUUUAAAUAAUAAUAAGAUCCAUAUUUUUAAAAAUGAAUCAUCAGUUGAAUUUUGUUAUGGCACAAAUAUUGAUUAUGUAUAUAUUAGAAGUUAUGAACAAAAACGAAAAUAUUUCAAAGAAAUGAAACAAUUUUAUGCCUAUUGUGAGAAAAAAGAAAAUUUAAAAAUAAAAACAGACAUAAAAAAUGGAGAUAUGGUUGCAGCGUUAAUGACUCAUUACAAUGAAGUACACAGAGCUGUAAUAUUAAAUGAUGUUUUUAAACAUAGACUUGGUCAUUUGUAUCUUUGCUUUUUUAUUGAUAUUGGUUUAAAAGAGUACGUAAAAUCUAAUCAUAUUUUUUAUUUAUUGGAAGAAUUUCAAAGUGUUCCUUAUUUAGCACAUAAAGUGGGAUUAAAGAAUCUCCCAUUUAAUAAUACAAUGCAAUUGAAGUAUUUAAAAAGCUAUUUUGACGAAUUGUAUUUACAACCAUUGAUAAUAGAAUUUGAAGAAUGUAAUCCUAAUGGGUUGAAUAAUGUUGUCUUAAAAAAUAAAUUAAAUAACAUGAAUAUUUACAUCGAAGCAAAAGAAUUUUUAAAACAAAAAAUUUCAAAUUUUCAGUUAGAUAACGAAGUUAAUUCAAAAAUAAGUGAUUAUUUGAAUUAUAAUGAUGUGUUUAGAAAUGGUACAAUAGUAAUUAUUACUUAUUUUGAAUCAGUGAAUCAAAUAUUUGUUCGUAUAAAUACAUCUGAACUACAAGAGUAUUAUAAUCAGAUAACUAAUGACGUCCAUCAGUUUUAUGAAAAUAAUAAAAGUGUAUACAACAGAAAAUCUCCAAGAAUGAAUGAAAGAGUUGCCGUUUAUUCCUCAUCAAAGAAAAGAUUUGCACGUGCAUCUGUUAUUAAAAAAAUUGAUGAAAUAACUUAUUCAGUAUAUUUUAUUGAUUAUGGCUGUAAAGAGUGUAUUUCCACAAACAAUAUUUUUGUGUUGCCUUAUUUAUUUAGACAUUUACCACAAUCAGUAUUCAAAAUUGGAUUAAAUGGUACUUUGUCUAUAAGUAAAAUUGAUAAAUCUUUUGAUUAUUUCAAUCAGUUAAUUCAAUUAUCUGUUCCAUUAAUUGCACUGUUUGAUGAAGAAGAUCCACUUGGGUUUCAAAAUGUUAGUUUAAAAAUUGCAUCAAAUGGAGUUGAUAUUAGUGAAGAAAUUUGUACAUUACCAGAGUUAUAAUUAGGUUUUAUUAACUUAACUAUUAUUUUUUUUAAAUUAUGAUUUUUUACAGAA